This is a messenger RNA of Sarcophilus harrisii (Tasmanian devil), 902 nucleotides long. It is a transcript of the gene MRPL33, whose product is annotated as mitochondrial ribosomal protein L33. Gene Ontology annotation, cellular component: ribosome; mitochondrion. The transcript has 3 exons. Gene Ontology annotation, biological process: translation. Gene Ontology annotation, molecular function: structural constituent of ribosome. The record is from RefSeq and is a predicted model, not a curated record. The coding region runs from base 404 to 637 and encodes 77 amino acids. NCBI's taxonomy places the organism in Eukaryota, Metazoa, Chordata, Mammalia, Dasyuromorphia, Dasyuridae.
CGGAGACCGAACUUGUUCAGUAUCUCUCCCCACCCCCAUCCCCACCCCCAAUGGGAAAAGUCAAGUUUUGUAAAACUCGGUGACGGAUGUAGAGGGUCUGAGCUGAAAGAUGUAGCUUGGACCUGGUGUAUCGCCUGGUCUAACUCCAGGCGUUUUCAGCUUGGGAUCGAGGAAAAUCGACUCAUACGGAACAUUCUACCCUCAAGUUUUGGACGGGCUGUCAAUGUUUAACAAGGGAUUUGAGAUUUACAGCCGUCCUACAAGUCUUAACUAUAUUGAAGGGGGUCUUCAGAGUUUUCCCUAAAGACAAGAUAAACAUUGGUAACGGGUGUCUUCCCGUAUGUGUUCGUUUCGUGGGUAAGGAUAAGGGUAUCCUGCAAAAAACUGGAUAAUUGGCUUAACAAUGAUGGUAAUUGGUCUAUAUUUUUCUCUUUCUCCCACCCUUGCUUUGCUACCAAAAGUUGCCAAGAGCAAGUCAAAGACCCUCCUUGUGAAAAUGGUGAGCCAAGCAGGGACGGGUUACACCUUCAACACCAAGAGAAGCCGCUUACGAGAGAAACUGGUCCUUCUGCACUACGACCCAGUUGUGAACAAACGGGUCCUAUUUGUGGAAAAGAAAAAAGUGCGCUCUAUUUGAACAAUGGAUUGAAAAUGAAUUUGAUUUAUAAAUGAGGAAGACUCUUGGGAAGGGGGGGGGGAGAAACACUGAUUCAGAAAUCCUGCAGUGUGCACCCAAAGGAAAGGAAGUGGCUUGGAAUCACCGCCUCCUGUAAUUUGAAUGCCAUUGUGAAGGAAAACAAUGCAUUGAAAGAAAAUUCUUCACUUUAGGACAUAGAUCAUUGCAUCAACAUUUAUUUAUCUUUCUGGUUAUUUUUACAGCCUUCAAUAAAAAAAAAUUAAAA